This is a messenger RNA of Hypoxylon trugodes, 1773 nucleotides long. RefSeq names its product NADP-dependent malic enzyme. The record is from RefSeq and is a predicted model, not a curated record. Bases 1 to 1773 code for a protein of 590 amino acids. Gene Ontology annotation, biological process: malate metabolic process; pyruvate metabolic process. The transcript has 4 exons. Gene Ontology annotation, cellular component: mitochondrion. Gene Ontology annotation, molecular function: malate dehydrogenase (decarboxylating) (NAD+) activity; NAD binding. NCBI's taxonomy places the organism in Eukaryota, Fungi, Ascomycota, Sordariomycetes, Xylariales, Hypoxylaceae.
AUGGCUGCACUAGACGGCCUUCGAGGUUACGCACAGAACCACUACGGCGAGGUUCAACAAUACCGAAGUACAGACUACAUCCCGCAGUCCGCCGCUGGUGGCUACCAAGUACUCCGAGAACCUCUAUGGAAUAAAGGUCUCUCCUUUACCCCAGAAGAGCGCGUAUCAAAGAACCUCACAGGUUUAAUACCACACGCAAUGGAGAGCGUUGAGACCCAAGUUGCGCGAUGCAUGAAGGUGAUCAACACCAGACAGACCAACAUCGACAAAUACCUAUAUUUGUCGUCUCUUAAGGAUACAAACUUGGACCUUUUCUACAGAGUGCUCAUCGACAAUGUUCGCGAUUUGAUGCCUCUCGUCUACACCCCAACCAUUGGCGAUGUUUGCUUGCAAUAUUCGACCCUUUACACUCGCCCAGAGGCAUUGUACAUCUCAAUUAAGCAGCGCCGCUCCAUCAAGACGAUCAUGCGCAAUUGGCCUUACCCAGACCCUGAAAUCUGCGUGGUAACGGACGGAUCUCGUAUUUUGGGGUUGGGUGAUCUCGGUGUAAAUGGUGUGGGGAUCUCCAUCGGUAAGCUGGCUCUCUACACCGGUGCUGCGGGUAUCCACCCCAGCAAGACGCUCCCCAUCGUCUUGGACUGCGGUACCAACAAUGAGACCAAUCUGAAGGACCCACUGUACCUGGGCCUCCGAGCCAGGCGUCCCUCGCCAGCUGUCGCUCAGGAGUUCAUGGAUGAGUUCAUGGAGGCCGCGACUGAGGUCUACCCCAACAUGGUCGUUCAAUUCGAAGACUUCGAGACUGAGAAGGCAUUCAACUAUUUGACCCGCUACCGCAACAAGUACAAGUGCUUCAACGAUGACAUCCAGGGAACUGGUGCCGUCGUUCUGGCUGGUUACAUUGGUGCCGUGAACCUAUCCGGUGUUCCUCUGGAGGAGCAGCGCCUAGUCUUCAUGGGCGCUGGUUCUGCCGGUGUCGGUGUUGCCAAGCAGAUGGUCGAAUACUACACUCGCCGUGGUCUUUCAGAGCAAGCUGCUAAGGAGAAGUUCUGGCUGGUUGACACCAAGGGUCUCGUCACCACUGACCGUGGUGACAAGCUAGCCGAGCACAAGAAGUACUUCGCCCGCUCGGACAACGGUGGCCACCAAUUCCGCACCCUCGAGGAAGUUAUCGAAUACGUCCGACCCUCCGCCUUAGUUGGUCUCACUGCCACCUUUGGUGUCUUCACCGAGUCCGUCGUUCGCGCCCUCAAGGCCUCCGUCGACUCUGGUGGCUCCGGCCGACGACCCAUCCUAUUCCCUCUCAGCAACCCUCUUACCAAGGCCGAGUGCACGUUCGAGCAGGCUGUCCAGUGGACGGAUGGAACCGUCAUCUUCGCCUCUGGAUCUCCCUUCUCGCCGUUCGCCGUCAAGUCCGGAGACCACGCCGUUACCUACUGGCCCAACCAGGGUAACAACGUCUACGUGUUCCCCGGUCUAGGUCUUGGUGCCAUCCUUUCCAAGGCAUCCAGAAUCACCGACGAGAUGGUUUACAUCUCCGCCUCUUCUCUAUCGGAGUCCCUCAACGCCGAGGAGAUCCACAAGGGAUUGAUCUACCCCCGCAUCGAGCGCGUCCGGGACGCCAGCGUCGUCGUCUGCCGUGAGGUGAUGAAGGCCGCCCGUCGGGAAGGCGUAAGCACCCUACCCGAAGAACAAUGGGUUGAGUGGGAAGAAUGGGGCGACGUCGCCCUUACGAAAUACAUAAAAUCCAAGAUUUACGACCCCCUUAAAUGCUAG